Messenger RNA from Cordyceps fumosorosea ARSEF 2679, 669 nucleotides. Its product is annotated as HD domain-containing protein. NCBI's taxonomy places the organism in Eukaryota, Fungi, Ascomycota, Sordariomycetes, Hypocreales, Cordycipitaceae. The record is from RefSeq and is a predicted model, not a curated record. The coding region runs from base 1 to 669 and encodes 222 amino acids. The transcript has a single exon.
AUGAAUGCCUCGUUCCUUGCUGACUUUGCCGAUGAUGAGCUCGUCUCCCUAGCUGCGCUUCACUCGUACGACUUUAUGAGCAAGCUCGACGCUUCUCACGAUUGGGAGCAUAUUGUCCGCGUCGCGUCUCUCGCUGCCCGCAUAUACCGUCGCUCUAUAGAAUCCGGAGAGCUCACCCAUGAAACGUGCUCUCUCCGCAAGAUCAUGCUCGCCGCCCUGCUCCACGACGUCGCGGACCGCAAGUACAUUCAGCCCGACCAGGACCCCAAAACGGUCCUCUUUGAGCUUCUCACCAGCCUCGGCGCCGACCACUCCCUCGCGACUGAUGUGGGGGUCAUCUGCCACGGCGUCAGCUACACUGGCGAGAUCCGGGACCCCGAUGCCGUGGCAGCCCUUGCCCUCACUCACCGGGAGCUCGCCGUCGUGCAGGACGCCGACCGCCUCGACGCCAUCGGCGCCGUCGGCAUCGGUCGCCUAUUUACGUAUGGCGGUGCCAAGACGACUCGGCCGCUGCAGGGCUCCCUAAAACACUUUGACGAGAAGCUCCUGCACCUAGUGCCGCUCAUGAAGACGGGAGCGGGCAGCGAGAUGGGGCGUGAGCGAACUGAGCGGCUGCGCCUGUUUAAGCAGUGGUGGGACGAGGAGUGCAGUAUCACGAACGGCGUCUAG